CCUCCCCCCCAGAUCUCUCUCCCCCCUCCCCCCCUCUGAGAUCUCUCCCCCCCCCCAGAUCUCUCCGCCUCCUCCCCCCGGGCUGAGAUCUCUGUCUUCUGAAAACCAUCUCUGCACAUGCUAGCCCCAGGUGAGCCUGCAGACAACCAAAGGCUAUUCCAAGGAGAGAGCCUGGAGCCAGAGAGAAUGACCCCGGGGGCCCAGAGACCCCCAUCCCAGGUCAGCUUUCAGACAACCAAGGGCUAUUCUGAGGAGAGACAAUGGAGCCAGAGAGGAUGGCCUCUGGGACCCAGAGACCCUCAUCCCAGGAGUUGGUGACAUUCAAGGAUGUGGCUGUGGAUUUCACCCAGGAGGAGUGGCGCCUCUUGGACCAUUCUCAGAGAGAGCUGUACAAGGAGGUCAUGCUGGAGAAUGUCCAGAACCUGCUCUCUGUGGGAAUUCCAGUCUCUAGAGAAGAUCUGAGCUCCCCUUUCCAGGAAGGUCCAAGGGGCUUCUGUCCAGGUGGAGAGACCAGAUUUGAAGUGAAGGAUAUGACUACAAUGGUGAGCAUUCUUAUGGAAGAAUUUGGCCAGCAGAGAUUUGAGAGUAAUGGUGCCUGUACCUUCAGUCUUAGAGAAAUUUGUGACUCUAAUAUCAAGGUGGAUAAAAAUCCAAAAAGAAUCUGUGAGGUUGAUGAAAUUAGAAAUAGAUUCAUACAGUCUAAAAUUCUAGCUAACAGUAAGAGAAUGACCUCAUGGAAUGACUCUUUUCAGGACAGUGAAGAUAGUAAAUGCUUUCCUAAACAACUAGAGGCUUUUAAGGCUCAGGAGAAAUCUCUUGAAAUGCAGAUGUAUCAAGGGAAUCAUCUGGAAAUGGCCAUGAAUUUGAAUUCUGAUGUCAUUAGAAAUCAGAAAAGUCAUAUUGGAGAAAUGCUUUAUGGAAGUAAAAAAGGUGGGAAAGCCUUCAGUCAGGACUCUAAGCUCAAUACUCUUCAGAAAUCUCACAUUACAGAGGAGCCUGUUGAAUAUAAGGAAUUUGAAACAAGCAUAAACCAUCACUCAUCUCUUCCUUGCCAUCCCAGUUUAUACCCUAUAAUGAAAAGAUAUACAUGUCAUCACUGUGGAAAUGCCAUUGAUUGGAACUUGGAUUUUAUUAGGCAUCAGAAGAUUCACAUUGGAAAAAAAUUUUAUAAAUGUUAUCAAUGUGGAAAGACUUCCAGUCUUAUUGUACAUCAAAGAAUCCACACUGGAGAGAAGCUUUAUGAAUGUAAUAAGUGUGGAAAGACUUUCAGAAGGAGCUCUAAACUUGCCGAACAUCAGAGAAUCCACACUGGAGAGAAACCUUAUGAAUGUAAUCAGUGUGGAAAGACUUUCACACACAGCUCCUAUCUUAGUAGACAUCAGAGAAUCCACACUGGAGAGAAACCUUUUGAAUGUAAUCAGUGUGGGAAGACUUUCUCAGACAGUUCCAGUUUUGGUAGACAUCAGAGAAUCCACACUGGGGAGAAACCUUAUGAAUGUAAUCAGUGUGGAAAGACUUUCAUACAAAGCUCCCAUCUUCUUGCACAUCAGAGAAUGCACACUGGAGAGAAACCUUAUGAAUGUGGUCAGUGUGGAAUGACUUUUGUACAUAGUUCCAGUCUUGCUAAGCAUCAGCGAAUCCACACUGGAGAGAAACCUUAUGAAUGUAAUCAGUGUGGAAAAACUUUCACAGAGAGUUACAGUCUUGUUAAGCAUCAGAGAAUACACACUGGGGAGAAACCUUAUGAAUGUAAUCAAUGUGGAAAGACUUUCACACAAAGGUCCAAUCUUGUUGACCAUCAGAGAAUCCACACUGGAGAGAAACCUUAUGAAUGUAAACAGUGUGGAAAGACUUUCACAUGGAGCUCUAAACUUGCUAAGCAUCAGAGAAUCCACACUAGAGAGAAACCUUAUGUAUGUAAUCAGUGUGGAAAGGCUUUCACAAAGAGCUGUAAACUUGCUGAACAUCAGAGAAUCCACGCUGGAGAGAAACCUUAUGAAUGUAAUCAGUGUGGAAAGACUUUUACAAGAAGCUCUAAACUUGCUGAACAUCAAAGAAUCCACACUGGGGAGAAACCCUAUGUAUGUAAUCAGUGUGGAAAGACUUUCACAGAGAGUUCCAGUCUGGGUAGACAUCAGAAAAUCCACACCGGGGAAAAACCCUAUGUAUGUAAUCAGUGUGGAAAGACUUUCUCAGAGAGUUCCAAUCUUGCUGCACAUCAGAGAAUUCACACUGGGGAGAAACCCUAUGUAUGUAAUCAGUGUGGAAAGACGUUCACACACAGCUCUUAUCUUGGUAGACAUCAGAGAAUCCACACUGGAGAGAAGCCUUAUGAAUGUAAACAGUGUGGAAAGACUUUCAGAAGGAGCUCUAAACUUGCCGAACAUCAGAGAAUCCACACUGGAGAGAAACCUUAUGAAUGUAAUCAGUGUGGAAAGACUUUCACACACAGCUCCUAUCUUAGUAGACAUCAGAGAAUCCACACUGGAGAAAAACCUUUUGAAUGUAAUCAGUGUGGGAAGACUUUCUCAGACAGUUCCAGUCUUGGUAGACAUCAGAGAAUUCACACUGGGGAGAAACCUUAUGAAUGUAAUCAGUGUGGAAAGACUUUCAUACAAAGCUCCCAUCUUCUUGUACAUCAGAGAAUGCACACUGGAGAGAAACCUUAUGAAUGUGGUCAGUGUGGAAUGGCUUUUGUACAUAGUUCCAGUCUUGCUAAGCAUCAGCGAAUCCACACUGGAGAGAAACCUUAUGAAUGUAAUCAGUGUGGAAAGACUUUCACAGAGAGUUACAGUCUUGUUAAGCAUCAGAGAAUACACAAUGGGGAGAAACCUUAUGAAUGUAUUCAGUGUGGAAAGACUUUCACACAAAGAUCCAAUCUUGUUGACCAUCAGAGAAUCCACACUGGAGAGAAACCUUAUGAAUGUAAACAGUGUGGAAAGACUUUCACAUGGAGCUCUAAACUUGCUAAACAUCAGAAAAUCCACACUGGAAAGAAAUCUUAGGCAUGUAAUCAGUGUAGAAAGACUUUCACAAAGAGCUCCAAUCCUGUUCCACAUCAGAGGAUGCACAAUGGAGAGUAACCUUAUGAUUGGUGUGGAAUGGCUUUUGUACAUAGUUCCAGUCUUGCUAAGCAUUAAAUAAUCCACUGUGGAGAGAAACUGUAUGUAUGUAAUCAGUGUGGAAAGGCUUUCACAAGUAGCUCUAAACUUGCUAAACAUCAGAAAAUUCACACUGGAGAGAAAUUUUAGGAAUAUAAUCAACGUGGUAAAAGCUUCAGGCAAUAAUCAUCACUUAAUUCCUAUCUGAGCAUUCAUAUUAUAUAGAAAUCCUAUCCCUAUUAUAAAUGAAGAAAGGCAGCCAGUUUUCAUUUAGAGCUUGUUCAAAAUUGUAAGGUUAAGUGACUUGCCCAGGGUCACACAGCUAGUAAGUGUCUAGUGUCUGAGGCUGGAUUUGAACUCAGGUCCUUCUGAAUCCAGGGCCGGUGCUUUAUCCACUGCCCUACCUAGCUACCCAAGACAAUUCAGUUUUCUGAGCAGUUCUAUAUCAACUCAUUGUGAGAAGGAUUGCAGUCAGAUAUAUUUUAUUUCAGAGGAUUCACUGUGGAGAAAAGACUUAAUGAAUAUGCUGAAGGGCAUUUGUCUCAGGGAGGGUGAUGAUUAGACAACAACAUUGAUACUGGAAUGAAGGUGUAUAAAAGGAGUGGUUGUGGGAAGGGUUUCACCUACAGCUCAUACUUUUCUGUCAUUUGGGGCAAUCAUGCUGGAGAGAAAUCUUAGAGAUCUAAAUACCAAGGGAAGGUCUUUUGUUGCAACACAGACUUCAUUAGACCUUCCAAUAAGAGACCUCAUUUAACAUCCCAAAUUUCACCCUAUUUAUAAAACCCUAUAAAUGUAAUGAAUUUUCUGAAAUUCUACAUUUUGUGACAUUCAUAUACUUAUCCCUUCUUCAGCCAUUCUCCAAUUAAUUGGUAAUCACUGUGUUUCCUGCUUUUUCCUGCUAUAAAAAUUCCUGGUAAGAGAAUGGGAUGAAUGGGUGGUGAGUGUGCUGGAGAAGGCAGGAUAGAAUGUGGCCACCAGUGGAUAUAAUAGGGUUUGCCUUUUCAAGGCAAUGGGCCAUCACUUGGUAUGAGGCAGACAUGAAAGAGGAGAAAAUUGAGAAGAAAACUGAUAGGAGAUGAAGAGUGGAGAAGAGGGAGCUUUGUAGCCAAUGUCAAGGUGCUCGGUGAAGAAGGUGGCAGGAGGAAAGCUAUAGAACAUUUAAGAAGGGAUGGAAAGAUUUGAACAAGGGGCUGUGCUGAGUGGGAUGGUGAAUACAUUGUUUUUGCUGUUCAGUCAUGUCAGGCCUUUUGUGACCCCUUGUCCAAAGCACUCCAGAAUCUUCUGUCUCUACAAUCUCCCAAAGUCUUUCCAGGGUCUUGUUCAUUGCUUCCAUGACACUAUCUAUCAGUCUUAUCCCCCGCAGUCCCUUUUCCUUUUGCCUUCAGUCUUUCCCAACAUGAGGGUCUUUGGGGAUGAGUAGGUUGCCAAAGUAUUUAAGCCUCAGCUUCAGUAUUUGGUCUUCCAGUGAAAAGCCUGAAUUUCCUGAAAUCAACUCAGCCAAUACAUAAAGAAUUUAUUUCCUUUCUGUUCAAUGGACUCUUCUGAUGUUCAGUUCUUUCUCUGGAGGUGGAUGCAUCUUCCUUCUGUGACAUUUAGAAAGGUUUGAGAGACAUAAUUACUGGGUAAUCUAAUCAUUUUAUUAGUUAUAAAAUUAUUUUAUUAUUUUCAAGUUAUAUGUAAAGAGAGUUUUCCACAUUGGUUUUCAUAAGAUUUUUAGUUUCACAUUUUUCUCCUUUCUUCC
Messenger RNA from Dromiciops gliroides (monito del monte), 4842 nucleotides. Its product is annotated as zinc finger protein 345-like. NCBI's taxonomy places the organism in Eukaryota, Metazoa, Chordata, Mammalia, Microbiotheria, Microbiotheriidae. Gene Ontology annotation, molecular function: RNA polymerase II cis-regulatory region sequence-specific DNA binding; DNA-binding transcription factor activity, RNA polymerase II-specific. Gene Ontology annotation, biological process: regulation of transcription by RNA polymerase II. The transcript is spliced from 6 exons. Gene Ontology annotation, cellular component: nucleus. Bases 261 to 3005 code for a protein of 914 amino acids. The record is from RefSeq and is a predicted model, not a curated record.